CGUUCCUACUCAUCAAGGCCAAUCCUUUUGGACUAGUAAAAAGGCACAAAAUAACAAAUAUAAAGCCAGGAAAAGAUGAAAAGCAAAGCGCAACUUCAGAGAACCUUCCCCUUCACCCGAACUCAAAACUCUACUCAAGGUUUCAUCUUUUCUGUUUUCUUGGGUGAUUCCAUAGAGUCCUCAAGAUUCAUUCAUCCUUUUCUACUUCUACCUCCUACUUUAUCUCUGCCUUUCCACUGCACAGUCUGACAGUACUCCCUUGAUAAGCGUGGCGAUUUUCAUCAUUUAUCUGGUUUGGAUUUUGCUUGCUGCUGGGAGCAACCAAUAAUGGAGUUUAUCCUGGACUGGAAAUCGAUUGGUUCUCUGCUUGCAACUUUCGUGUUUAUCCGAACUGCAAUUCAUGACUUCCUCCCUCCGGAAGUCUAUCAAGUCCUGAAACGCCUCUUCUUAAACAUUUUCACUUCUCUGCAACCCAAAAUCUCCAUUCUUAUUGAAGAGUACGACAACUCCUACAACAACGACAUCUACGACGCUGUCCAGCUCUAUCUCAGCUCCAAAUGCUUUUCCUCAGCUCAGGUCCUCAAACUCGCCAAAUCCAGGAACUCCAAGAACCUCACCUUCUCCAUGGAUGCCAACCAGAAGCUCGAGGAGACCUUCGAGGACAUCAAAGUCAAGUGGUCCUUCCACUGUGUCGAGAAGAAAUCCAGCGGACUGGGUUACGCCAGACCCCAUGAGAAUCGAUACUUCGAGCUCUCUUUCCACCGCAAGUAUAAGCACAGGGUUCAAUCUUCUUACAUCCCACACAUAAUGGAGGUUGCUGAGGUCAUCAAGUUCAAGACCAGAGAGAGGAAGCUCUACACCAACCGCUCCGCCGAUGAAGACGGACGGCUCUGGUCGUCUGUACCCUUUUCACAUCCCUCGACCUUCGACACGGUGGCGAUCGACCCAGCUCUGAAAAAGGAGAUUAAGGAAGAUUUGAUGAAGUUCGUAAACAGGAGGGAGUUCUACAGCCGAGUAGGGCGGGCUUGGAAGAGAGGGUACCUUCUGUACGGCCCGCCGGGAACUGGAAAGACAAGCCUGAUCGCUGCCAUUGCGAAUUUCCUCGAAUUCGAUAUCUAUGACCUGGAAUUAACGGCUGUGUCGAGUAAUUCACAGCUGAGGAAGCUCCUGAUCUCGACUUCCAGCAAAUCGGUGAUCGUCGUGGAAGACGUCGACUGUUCUCUUGAUCUUUCAGAUCGGAAGAAGAAGGAAAGCUUUGAGGUGGAAGAGAAUGAGAAAUAUGGAGAAGAGAAGAGGUGGUGGAGACAGAGGAGUCACAACGGCAGAGGAAGUAAUAGCUUCGGAAGCACUGUUAGUCUAUCUGGGGUUCUGAACUUCGUCGAUGGGCUUUGGUCUUCUUGUGGCGGAGAGAGACUGAUGAUCUUCACAACCAACCACAAGGAGAAGCUCGACCCAGCUCUGCUUCGGGCUGGCCGGAUGGACAAGCACAUCAACCUCUCUUACUGCGAGUUCAAUGCGUUCAAGACGCUCGCCAAGAACUACCUCGAAAUCGACGAUCACAAGCUGAUGAAGGAGGCGAAGGAAGUGUUGCCUCUGGUCAAGAUGACGCCGGCUCACAUUGCCGAGAUUUUCAUGAGUUGCGAGGACGACGCAGAGAUGGGGAUGAAGAAUGUGAUCGACGAAAUGAAGCGGCGAUUGACGAACGCGGAUGAAGAGGAUUCACAGGUUGAGGUCGAACAACCAAAGGAGGAACCGAAGAAGGAAGAAGACCCAGUUGCAGAAUAUCGCAAUGAAGAGCAUGCAGGGAAGGAUGGUGGUGACUCAGUCGACUCGGUUGCGGAGAAUCACAAGCGUGAAACAGAGACAACGCUUCAGCCUUCAAGUGUGGAGUGACUCGUUCUCCCUGGAAAAUGCUGUUACUAUGGUCACAGCUGUAUGGUUUGAAUAGUGAGCGGAGCAGACAACUAUUACGGGUCCCGGUUAACCAGCCGUUCAUUUGAAAUAUCUCCAUAAUUAUAAAUUUUUAUCG
Molecule: messenger RNA, 2029 nt
Organism: Nelumbo nucifera (sacred lotus)
Lineage: Eukaryota; Viridiplantae; Streptophyta; Magnoliopsida; Proteales; Nelumbonaceae
Source: RefSeq, a predicted model, not a curated record